AUGCGAUUGAUCAUAACGGCAGCUUAAUAUCUAUCUCGUCGUAUUACAGCUCUUUCGCAAUCAUUGAAACGAUGCCGUGGUGAUACAACGUGUGUGUUCAUAUCUGAAGUUACCGAAUGUCCCUACUAUUGGAACACAACACUCAUGAGACAAAACAUAUUAGAAGACCGCGACGGAAUUCCACUUCGUAUUCAAAUCCUGGUCAACGACGUCAACACCUGCACACCCAUUGCUAACGCGGCUGUCACCAUGUGGCACUGUGAUGCAGGUGGCAUCUACUCACAUUACAUCCAAGCCAGUCAAAACGUUCAAAAUCCACAAAAAGACAAUUCUACAUUUCUUCGAGGUAUCCUGCUGACCGAUGUGAAUGGUCUUGUAACAUUUGACACGAUCUAUCCAGGAUGGUACAUUGGCAGAUCAAUUCAUAUCCAUGUGAAAGUGCAUCUUGGUGGAACUUAUGUGAAUGAAUCGAGUUACUAUUCUGGUGCGAAGUAUGUUCAUACUGGUCAAUUGUUUUUCAAUGAUUCGUUCAGUGAUCUGGUGAAUCAACAGGCACCGUACACCAAUCACACAGGUAGUCGCACGUUGAACAGCCAGGAUGGUAUCUAUGCAUUGACAAAUGUGUACACGUUGCUGAAUGUUCAAUAUAUGAAUUCAGACGGUGGCUUCAGUAGUGGUUUAUUCACUUCAAUAACUCUUGGUGUUACAUCACUUGACAGUGAAUCAACCACAUUAUCAUCAGUACCAACAACAACAACAACAGCAGCAGCAGCAGAAUCAGAAAAAGACUGA
This is a messenger RNA of Adineta ricciae, 792 nucleotides long. The record is from the annotation of a GenBank genome assembly. NCBI's taxonomy places the organism in Eukaryota, Metazoa, Rotifera, Eurotatoria, Adinetida, Adinetidae.